This is a messenger RNA of Aphanomyces invadans, 1561 nucleotides long. RefSeq lists its product as hypothetical. Gene Ontology annotation, cellular component: vacuolar membrane. Gene Ontology annotation, biological process: amino acid transmembrane transport. The transcript has a single exon. The record is from RefSeq and is a predicted model, not a curated record. Gene Ontology annotation, molecular function: amino acid transmembrane transporter activity. Lineage: Eukaryota; Oomycota; Saprolegniomycetes; Saprolegniales; Verrucalvaceae. The coding region runs from base 16 to 1497 and encodes 493 amino acids.
CGCUCGCAAGCCACGAUGGGGAAGCCAUUCCUGACGACGGAGGACUUGAAGAUGUCGUUUUCACUCUUUUGCUGCGUCUACGGCAUCGGGACGCUCAGCAUGCCGGGGAACUACGCCAAAGUCGGUUAUGGCUGGGCCACUGCUGCACUAGUCUUCAUGGCUGCCGUCAACAUCUACGGCACCGUGUGUAUCUCCAAGGUGCUCUUGGACGCCCCCAAGAGUGUCCGAACGUACAGCGAUUUAGGCCAGUUUUGCCUUGGGGCUCCGGGUCGAUGGCUGGUCUUGAUCACGCACAUGCUGACGUGCAUCCUGGUCCCGAUUGCGUUCUUGGUCCUUGGUGGCAUUAUCUGUUCCAUCUUGUUUCCCGACUCCUAUGAAGUUGAAACGUGGAUUGUGGUCAUGGGGUUGUCGCUACUUCCCGUGUGCUUGAUCCCGACGUUGAAAGAAGGUGCAUUCGCGGCGGCUGCGGGGGCACUGGGCACGGUCUUGGCCGACGUCAUUGCGCUCUACCUCUUGGUCGACAAUAUGAGUCCGAUUCCGGCGGGCGUGAGCACGCCGUCACCGAUCGUCACGUUUGACCAAACAGCGUCGGUGUUCGGAAGCUUGGCUUUGGCGUAUGGCGCGGGCAUUGUUGUGCCAUCAUUGCAGCGCGAACACUCGGAGCCGGAGCGCAUGCCCCGUAUCAUCUACUUCACGCUGGGACUGAUUUCCGUCCUGUUUAUGGCGGUCGCGAUCUCGGGGGUGUCUGUCGUCGGAUGCCAAAUCCCCGGCAACUUGCUCUUUUCGAUUGCUGGGGCUCCCACAAAACUCGGGUUCACGGCCAACCGAGGCGGCGUCAUUUUGGCAAACCUGUUUAUGCAGUUGCACGUCACGAUUGCGUUUGGUGUGAUUAUCACGCCCGCGUUCUACAUCUUGGAACGGCUCGUGUUUGGGCUGCACAAGCACAUGGAUGCGCUCCAGCCCAUCGAAGGCGGAUUCGAAGCGGCGGCGACCCCCGGUGACGACAAGCCCGCGGAGUCCUUGAACAAAGCGGACAUUGUCGCACCUGACGACCACGAUUUGGACUCGCAAACGUAUCGCCAACCGGGCGUGUAUCCUAGGGUAGCGGUCCUUCGAAUUUUCGUGGUCGCUGGCACCGUCGCCAUCGCGUGCGUGUGGAAGGACCGUCUGUUGGACUUGGUUGACUUCACGGGGGCGUCGUGCAUUGCCCUCUGCUGCAUGAUCCUCCCGAUCGUGUUUUACCUCAAGCACUUUGGCAACAAAGUGAACAAGCUCGAAAAGGCGUGGGCGGUCUUUGCCAUCGUGGUGUCGCUCGUCUUGGGGGGGUACGAGACGUACCAGAAAGGCAAACCCCUUUUCCACCCCCCCGCGGCGGCGACGGGUCCUGCGCCAUGGGACGCCAUUAAGUUUGAUUUCUGCCCGCGUGAUAGCAGCUACGCUCGAAUUGUGUACACCAACGUGACGUACCACAAGAACUUCAAGCCCCCGACGUUGUAGAAAGUUAAUAGGACACCCGUUCAAGGGCACUCUGCAAUUCAAACAAACCACUGGAAUUCUUGCA